CUGUUUAUAAAAUAAAGUAAUAAAAUUUGAGCAGACAGUUGAACUAUCUUCUUCAAGUUUUACACAUUCAUUUAAAUAACUUACUGUAAUUUACUUAUUAAGGAACAAGAGUCUGUCUAAUUGUCAAGUUAAUCAUGCCAAGUAAAAUUCAUUCAGUUGCUGGUCAUCAAUUUAAAGCUACUUUGCUUACUUCACCAACUUUCUGCUCCCAUUGUGAUGGAUUCAUUUUUGGUUUUGGGAAACAAGGAUAUCAAUGUAAAGGCUGCGUCUGUGUUGUACACAAAAGAUGUCACAAUGCUGUGAAAAAUCAAUGUAAAGUUGGAGAAAAUGAUCAGGAUUUGCUUAAUGAGGAUCAACAAGAUGUUGGUGAAUCUCAUACAUUUGAAGUUCGCACCUACUUGUCACCAACCUUCUGUAAUCAUUGUGGUUCAAUAUUGACUGGACUUGUCCAUCAAGGCCUCAAAUGCAAAGAUUGUGGGGUGAAUGUUCACAGAAAAUGCAGCAAAUAUUUUCCCGUGAAAUGUGAACAUAAUGCUUGAUAUUUCUGGCUACUUCAAUGUGGUUUGUUAAUGGCCAAUUUGCGAUAUAAAACCUUUAUAAAUUAUGCUGCAUAAAUGGUCAACCAAUAAUCCUCAAUCAAAAUUUUCUUUUGGAUGUAUUCAGAGAAAAAUCAGUAAAACAGAUUAUACUGUUGGAAAAUUGCAUUUAACAUUGAUUUGUGCCAUGUUACAAGAAUUAUCAUUGAAUUGUAUUAAUCGACUAUUGAUAAAAAUAAAAUUGCUUCAAGAUAACUUCA
Molecule: messenger RNA, 796 nt
Organism: Tetranychus urticae (two-spotted spider mite)
Lineage: Eukaryota; Metazoa; Arthropoda; Arachnida; Trombidiformes; Tetranychidae
Product: calcium-dependent protein kinase C-like
Biological process (GO): phospholipase C-activating G protein-coupled receptor signaling pathway; intracellular signal transduction
Cellular component (GO): cytosol
Molecular function (GO): protein serine/threonine kinase activity
Source: RefSeq, a predicted model, not a curated record